Messenger RNA from Ostrea edulis (European flat oyster), 3485 nucleotides. RefSeq lists its product as uncharacterized. The record is from RefSeq and is a predicted model, not a curated record. Bases 655 to 1776 code for a protein of 373 amino acids. The transcript has 2 exons. Gene Ontology annotation, molecular function: ubiquitin protein ligase activity. Gene Ontology annotation, biological process: protein polyubiquitination; proteasome-mediated ubiquitin-dependent protein catabolic process. NCBI's taxonomy places the organism in Eukaryota, Metazoa, Mollusca, Bivalvia, Ostreida, Ostreidae.
ACCGAAUGUUGAAUAAAAUGCCUCAAUCACCUACUGGAUGAGAUGGAAAGAAACCUUAAGAUAGAAAAUUCACAAAUGGAACCAACAUCUGAUAAUCAAGGAAUCGAUACUACCACCACCCGGGCACAGGAGCUCAUCACCUGUGACCUAAACUGUGUGAAGCCUGUCCAACAGUUCUGUAACAAUUGUCAAGUCGGUAUAUGUGCAGACUGCAUCAAAAAACACGUUGAGAGCCUCACGUCUAUGAAACAUUACAUUGUUCCUUUCACAAAACGCACAAUCCAACUGGUGUUUCCUCAAUGUACAUCUCAUUCCCCCAAGAAAUGUGAGGCCCAUUGUCAACAGUGUGAUAUUCCGGUCUGCAUGAAAUGUGUCACAGGUCCACAUAAAGGUCAUGAUGUUGUCGACAUGGCAGACAACAUCGCCAGAAAGAGAGAAAAUAUUAAAAGAGAAACAUAAGAAAUUGAAGGCAUUAUUAUUCCAAAGAACAAGGAAUACGAUGCAUAUACUGAACAGAAAAUUGCCAUAUCGAAGACCCACUACUCUCAUCUAGAAAAAGAAGCUACAGAGAAAAGAGAGAAAUGGCACCUCGAAAUAGACAAUAUAUUUGACAAACUUGAAUCACUGAUCCAAUUAUUCAAAAAGCGAGAAAUUAUGAUUCUGAAGUAUUGCCAGUCCCAACUCCAAAGUCAUAAUUCCAGUAUGACACAAACUGUUAAAGAAAACAAAGAAAUCCUGAAGUCCAACAACGUGUCUGAUGUCAACAAUUACAAAUCCAAAUAUAUUGAAUUUAGAGUCAUUCCACAAGUACCUCAUUUCAAAUCACCCUCUCUCAAAACAAACACAGUUCAAGGAAGAGAACUCAAUCUAGAAUUCAGAGAUUACAAGGCAACACUGACACAGGCACAACUAUCAAUACCCAGUCUGACAGAUGAAAUCCUCUCUUUACCUGUUAAGGAAUUAUUAAAAGAAGCCAAAGUGAUUGCAAAUGUUAAAACAGGUGUCAAAGAGUUACUUAGUGUAGCAUGUGUUGGAUCAGAUAAAGUUUGGAUCAAUGGAACAGACAAAAUGAUACAGUGUUUUGACAUACAUGGAAGUGUGCAAGACACUGUCACCAGUACAUGUCCUUUGUCCCCUAAUGGCAUUGCAGUGAACAGACAGGGAGAAUUGAUUUAUAGUAAUGGUCCCAGUAGAACUGUGAACGUUGUCAGACACGGGGAGACAGAGACGCUAAUCACCACCUCACGAGACUGGCAUCCAAUGGGACUGUGCUGUACCAGAUCAGGCGACAUCCUGGUCAGUAUGAGUACUACUGAUAGAAGUCAUCACAAAAUUGUCCGUUAUCAGGGACAGAAUGUUACACAGGAAAUAGAUAAUGAUGAACACUGGAAACCAAUAUAUCAAGGAGGGGGGUACCUAGUGUAUGUGACAGAGAACAACAAUGGUGACAUCGUGGCUUCCGAUCAAAAUGCUAAAAGAGUGGUAGUGGUCAACAGAACAGGAACAGUCCGAUUCCGAUAUAACGACAAACCACCGGGAGGAGAGAAAUCAUUCAGCCCAGGGCAAAUAGUGACCGACUCAAUGAGACAUAUUAUUGUGGCAGAUUACCACAAUGCCUGUCUACACAUUCUAGAUCAGAAUGGACAAUUCAUUAAAGGUAUUGACAAGUGUGGAUUAAAUGAUGGGCCUCAUGGACUGAUUGUGGACUGUGAUGGGAGGUUGUGGGUAGGGUUGUGCAAAUCAGGAGAAAUAAAAGUGAUCCAGUACAUGGAAUAAACACCCAGAUAUUCACACUAAGUACAUGUAUCAAUUUUAUAAACACAUUAACGUAUUUGGAUAUUCUACCGAAAAUUAGCGUUAAUAGUAAACUCAUAAUCGAAUUUUGUGACAAACGGUAUGACUUUAGCUUCUUCAUUGUCAAAUUCCCACAUUUAUAUACUGCAUAUCAUGUGAAUAUUAAACAUUAAUAACCAUGACACACAUCAGGCAGCACUUGACCCAAUGACAGGUUACAUUGGCAAACUAGAUAUCGAUACAGUAACGACCAUAGAAUUUGCGAAAUGCCGACUUCAAACGAUACUGAUUGGUAAUUACCAAACCAAGCGAAUCAAUGGGGGUAUAGCAUCGAUAUAUUGUUCCCGGUGUAGCGACGCUACAUGUCCCGGUUCAUGUGAUAACUUACGCAUCCUUGUAAACACUCAUGAAACAAUAACUUUAUAUUGUUAGCUGAACUUUGAGUUGAAUAAGACUACAAAACUAUGCCAAGUGAUAGAUUCGAUACAAAUUAAAUCGCGAAGUCUAAAACUUUAUCUUAUUUAAACCCAACAACAUGUUCCAGUAUUUGGAAUGCAGGAGCGUUUACAAUAUUUCUGUUUUUAAAGGAUUCGUCUAUAAGAAACACAAGUGCAGGGACAUAGCUUGACUGUGAUAAUAAGUGAGGCGUAAUCAUGAAUAUCUGCAAGAGGUAGGCAUCCAGCGGAUCCAGGACGGUUCCGUGGUUGGGAGAGACGAAAACAGAUUUUAGGAACAUUGAAUGUGAAAUUCAUGCCUUUUCUGCGCACACUUUUGUUAAUUUCUCCGGUGUCAUUAUUAAAGAUGUCAAUCCACCUGUUAUGGAGCGUAGUUAUUAGCUUUCAGAAUAUUAAAAUUUCUAAAGAUAAUCAGACAUGUAGUAAGUUAAUUUAUUGUCAUUUCUAGGAUGUCUAAAAUUUGAACUGCCCACUUUGGUGAUGCUAUGUUACAACUUACUUUGAAAAAUACGCACUUUGAAAUAUUAUGCACUUUGAAAAAUUAUGGACUUUGAAAGUUUUGUCAAAGUGCGUUGAUUUGGUCCCAAAUUUAAUUGAUAGACGAGGGGGGAAUUGGCAGUGGCUAGAUGAGAAGUAUUAAGUUAAUAAUAUAAUGUUGAUUAAGUAUAGAUGAACUUUGCAUUGGAAGAGAGUUGAUGAUACAUACCGUAGGUUGUUUACAAAUUAAUGAGGAGGAUAUAGAUUCGGUCAGGUAGAAGGAUGACCAAUCGGAUUGUAAGAGACGAGGGACCAACGGUCAAGUAUCUACACAUAUUAUGUACAAGAAAAAAAAAUUGAAUUAUGCAAAAACGCAGAAGUGAAGUUGGAUAUGCAAUUUCGAAUUACAGAAUUUUCAAAGAAAGAGUUGAGUGGUUUUUGAAUUUUAAUUAAAAGUCAAUGUCAAUGGUGCAUAUGUUUUAAAGAUACAACAAAUAUGGUCAGGGAUGUUAGAGGAUGUGCGGAUGCAUAAAUGCGAGGAACAGAGACAGGGUUCUUCAGUAGCCGAUACAGGCAAGCAAUAUAGUAUAGAUGUACAUUUCUGAAAUAACUUUUCAAACUUUCAGAUGGAUUAUUAGAUUUUUGUGUUAGUUUCAUAAUAAUGUAUGUAAUAUUUUCUUGUUUGAUGUGUGAUAUUUUUUUGUAAUCCAUAAUGAUAAUGAUAGAAUGUUUCAUUAAUAAAUUAGAAUCCAAUACAGA